AUGGCUUCUCUACUAUACCCUGAUGAGACACUACUACCCACAGAUGAAUUCUCGGAACGCAUGUACUUGAGCAAAAAGCUCGAGAUUUACGACGGUCAGAAUCAAGUUGACCCACUGGCGAGUUUCUCCGACUCUACAGCUGUUAUUGGUGCAGAACCGGACCUCCUCACAAAUGAUGAGAUCUCUAGCCCCAGAAGACAGCCUAGCAAUUGGAAACCACUCCGCAUCCUUGCCGGUGCACACCAAGGAUGGGUUAGGAGCGUUGCUGUGGAUCCAGGGACCAAUCUGUGGUUCGUUCUGGGUCUGACAGACGCCCAGAUCAAGGUUUGGGAUCUAGCAUCAGGGGACGUUCGAGCAACCAUUUCGGGCCAUAUCAUGGCAGUGCGCUCGCUUGUAGUAUCGAAAAAAUACCCCUAUUUAUUUUCAGGGUCUGAAGAUAAGACCUUGAGAUGUUGGGAUUUGGAAAAGACAAACUCAACGUCUGGAUGUCAAAUCCGAAGUUAUCAUGGUCAUGUUGGAGGUGUGUAUGCUUUAGCCCUCCAUCCAGAGCUCGACGUGUUGUUCAGUUCGGGUCGAGAUUCGGCUGUUCGAGUCUGGGACGUGAGGUCUCGAGUUCAAGCAAUGGCAUUGACAGGGCAUUCAGGCGAUGUCACAGCAUUGUUUGCGCAAACGGGCGAUCCCCAGGUGGUCCUGGCUGGAAUGGAUGGAACGAUUCGUCUUUGGGAUCUUCGUAAUCAGAAAUGUGCGCUCACCCUAGCUCAACAUUCGAAGGGUAUUCGUCUGCUAGUGAAGCACCCACACGAACUGACCAUGGUAUCUGCAGACGCCACGGGAACAAUAAAUCAGUGGGUGUUGCCUGGAGGUCAACUCCUCAAUAGACUUGUGACUCCAGAGAGCGCUCAGCAUGACACUAAUAUAAUCAACACUCUCGCGAUCAACCCAGACACCAAUGACCUUUUUGCUGGCUACGGCGAUGGUCGCAUGAACUUUUACGACUAUGAAUCUGGGGAAGUGAUGCAACAAACAAAAACAAAGCCUACGGAGGGCACCCCAUCAUCAACCAUCUACGCCUCGACGUUUGACAUGCUGGGCAUGCGUUUAAUUACGUGCGAGAACGAUAAAAGCAUCAAAAUUUGGUCCCAAGAACAUCAUUAA
Australozyma saopauloensis is the source of this 1155-nucleotide messenger RNA. Its product is annotated as mRNA splicing protein. The transcript has a single exon. Lineage: Eukaryota; Fungi; Ascomycota; Pichiomycetes; Serinales; Metschnikowiaceae. The record is from RefSeq and is a predicted model, not a curated record. Gene Ontology annotation, molecular function: protein binding. Gene Ontology annotation, biological process: mRNA splicing, via spliceosome. Gene Ontology annotation, cellular component: catalytic step 2 spliceosome; Prp19 complex; precatalytic spliceosome. Bases 1 to 1155 code for a protein of 384 amino acids.